Messenger RNA from Balearica regulorum gibbericeps (East African grey crowned-crane), 964 nucleotides. The record is from RefSeq and is a predicted model, not a curated record. NCBI's taxonomy places the organism in Eukaryota, Metazoa, Chordata, Aves, Gruiformes, Gruidae.
CAGCAGAAAGUCAUUAAGAGCAGCCAAGCUUCAUUUUGCAGUAAGGAACUCAAUGGGGGCUCUGAGAGGGGAGGUACAAAGUCAGCUGGAGCAGGAGCUGCCAGCUCGCACCAACGGCUCGGGGCCCACUGCCCCGGCGCUCGCCCGUGAUGCCCUCCACACCAAGAUGGAGCAGCUGGAGGAGCAGCUCCUCUCCAAGAUACUGACCCUGCAGAAGGAACGCCAGGCUGCCAGCACCGACCGCAGCCAGCAGCAGCACGACAUCGAGAAGGAGCUGAACUCCCUCCAGAACCGGGUGACGGAGCUGGAGCAUGGACCUCCAGGCUACAGCCCUCCUGAUGCCUUCAAGGUGACCAUCCCAGUGCAGAACAACUACAUGUACGCCCGCAUGAAGAAAAGCCUGCCAGAGCUCUAUGCCUUCACCAUCUGCAUGUGGCUGAAGUCCAAGGCCCUGGCGGGGCUCGGCACCCCUUUCUCCUACUCUGUCCCAAGCCAAGCCAAUGAGAUUGUGUUGCUGGAGUGGGGCACCAACCCCCUGGAGCUGCUCAUCAACGAUAAGGUUGCCCAGCUGCCACUGAGCCUGAAGGACAAGGCCUGGCACCACGUCUGCGUGGCAUGGACCACCCGGGACGGAAAGUGGUCGGCGUACCAGGACGGCGAGCAGCGGGGUGCCGGUGAGAACCUGGCCUCCUGGCAUGCCAUCAAGCCCCAGGGCGUCAUCAUCCUGGGCCAGGAGCAGGACACGCUGGGCGGCCGCUUUGACGCCACGCAGGCCUUCGUGGGAGAGCUGGCACAGUUCGGCGUGUGGGACCACAUGCUGGCACCGGCGGAGAUCCUGGGCUUGGCCAACUGCACCUCCCACCUCCAAGGCAACGUGAUCCAGUGGGAUGACCAGGCAGUGGAGGUCUUUGGGGGCGCCAGCAAAGGGGGCUUCGCUGCCUGUGAGGAAGGGAGGAAGGCGUGA